GAUCACAUCCAGAGAUGUCACGCCUGCCUGGCACGCUGGGAGUGGGAUGCCAGCCUGUGAGCUUGUCCAGAGGAAGAAUCAUACUGCUGGUGCCUGAGACACUCUUCCCUGGCAAGCCCUGAGGGGAGGAAAAAGUCAAUUCCUGCAUGGGAGGGAAGCCAGAGAACACAGGUAUCCCACAGAACAAUAACAGUUUCCCUUGGCACUACCAUUCACCUGAAUCUCAGAAGCAGUUUCUUUAGCAGGCCUCGCAGGAGAUCUGCAGCUCAGCCCUUGCCAUCACCCAGUUCCAGCUAUUUUUCAAGUGCCACCACAGAGCAUUUGGACAGACAGUGACCCUACAUUUGCACAGAGGUUUGCAGGCAAUUUUGGAAAACCAGUCCUACUCAAGCUUCUCCAGCCCCACUGUGUCACCUGCUCCUUGACAGUGGUCAGUGGCCUCUUGUAGGAGCCCUGGAAGAAGCCUUUCCCCACAGUCCUCCUCAAUUUGCUGAAGAAGGGCCAUGUCUGCCUUUGAUGGGAGGAACCAGAGCAUGCAGCACACAGAGCCUGAGACAGACUGCAUCACCCCUCGGGUGAAGCCAAGGGGUGAGAUGUUUGUCUUUAUUGAUGGGAAAUGGGUGAAUGACAUCUACUGCCAGCCACCUUUUUCUUCCCACCAGAAACUCUUUAGUAAGAAGGCACAGAAUGAGUGGAGCAUCUGGGAGGAGAACAGAGCACUCUGGCAGGAGAAUCAAGUCCUCUGGAUCAAAAACAGGAUGCUCUGGGAAGAAAACAAAGCCCUACGAUAUCUCCAGUCACAGAACAAAUCUGUCCAGGUAAUUUACACUGAUGCUAUUCAGCAAAGCCUCAAGAGCAAAAAUAAGCCAUUUCCACUCUUCCAAGAGAGGAGCACAGGCACUCAGCUCAGCCUUGGCAACAAAGCUCUCCAGGCAGUCCAGGAAAAGAAUAAAACCUUUGAGGAUUUCCAGCAGGAGAAUAAAGCACUCCCUGUUACUUGGAAAGGCCAAAAAGCCAUCACUGUCCAUGAAGAGAGCAAAGAUGCCCACUCAGAUCUUCAGAAGAACAUUGACACCAUCACAGCUGUGGAAAAGGCUAACCCUGGCCCAGUCCCCCAGCAGAAACAUGAAGGUAAAAGGAAGAGCACUACUCCAACUCAGAAUACAAUAGAGUCUGCCCCAAGAAUGCCUGGAGAGCAUGAAAUCCUCCACGUUCUCCAGGACUUAUGUGAGCUUCUCCACACCUUCCUGAAAAUGAACCCUCCUCCUAAGGAGAAACAGUGUUGUCACAAUCUCCAUGACGUGAACAGAUCCUUCCAAGAAGAUUACAAUAAACUGAAGCUGCAGCUGAAUGCUGUGAAAAACACUGUGUCAGACAUUACAGCUCAAAUGGAUGUGCUGGAAAAGGAGAUCAUUGCCAUCACUUCCUCAGUGUUUGAAGAAACAGGACAGAGGCUGGCAACUGAGCAUCAGCUUGGGGACAUGUGAAGCUUGGGGGCAAAAACUGCUAGUUCAUUUCCCAGAAAGCUUUUCCCUUUUUUUCAGGAAACCUAAUAAA
Molecule: messenger RNA, 1557 nt
Organism: Vidua macroura (Pin-tailed whydah)
Lineage: Eukaryota; Metazoa; Chordata; Aves; Passeriformes; Viduidae
Gene: CBY2
Product: chibby family member 2
Exons: 5
Coding region: 504-1487 (327 amino acids)
Source: RefSeq, a predicted model, not a curated record